AUGGUUCUGUCUGUAGAUGUUCUUUGUCAGAGAUGGCGAAAGCUCUAUGUAGGGGAUUGUGCCGAUACGACUCAUCGACCGAAAGAAAAGCAAACAUGUAAACGUGGAGGACGACAACGCAGGGCACUUUACAUUCAUCAAGAAUCUAUCCCGACUAGUCAGCUCACAACUUACUCGAGCGCAAAAUUGGAGAUUCACAGCGAAGACUAUGGAAAAUUAAACGAUUGUGUGAUGAGAUUGACGAGCGAGGACAAAUGGUUGAGUUUCGACACCCACAGAAGAAAGGAGCGCAUCCCAUUCGUUGUCUAUGCCGACUUAGAGUAUGCUUUGGAAAAGAUGGAAUCCUGA
This is a messenger RNA of Acromyrmex echinatior (Panamanian leafcutter ant), 348 nucleotides long. RefSeq lists its product as uncharacterized. The record is from RefSeq and is a predicted model, not a curated record. NCBI's taxonomy places the organism in Eukaryota, Metazoa, Arthropoda, Insecta, Hymenoptera, Formicidae.